AUGGCUAGUAAGUCGAUUUCCACUAGUAAUCGCUCAAUAAAGAGCUCUACUAAAUCUGGAAAUAUUCUAGGAGGUGACCCGAGUUCAGGAGAGGCAUCGGCUGUGAAAACCUCGCGUAGUGAACCAAAUAAGGGACAUGGAGAUGAACAAUUAUCGCCCAAGGCCAAUCCAUUACCAGGCGCGUUUGAUCACAAUUCUGAAAAUGAACCUCUUUUAGGAGCACAGGGAAGACCAUCUCACCGCACCAUUGGUCCAACUAACUCUGAAAAUUUACCGAACGAUAUUGACGACAGAGAGCCAGGACGGUUUUAUGAGGCUCGUAGAAAUUAUAGAAUAUUCGUUCAUGACUCCAGAGUUAUUUUGAAUGUGCUUAUAAUACUCAAUACUAUAUGGUUGGUUACUACGUUUGUGUCAGACUUUUUCUUCAAUAUGAGCUUCCUACAUUUUAGCAAUAGAAUAACGAGCUUCAAUGAUCUUAGCCUAAUUUUCAUUUCAAUAGUCGCCAAUUCCAUGAAUCUUUGGUUCAAUAGAGUGGGGCUUUAUUCAGGCCUAGAUCAAAGCCUGAACAUUGUUUUGUGCAUUUUGACACUUUUCAAUCUAUUCCUGACAUAUAUCCUGAGUUACACGAGGAGAAGAAUUGGUUUUAUCGGGACUGUUACUUAUCUAUGGGCAGCAUUGACUUUUUUUGUUGGUGCGGUUCUCGAUUGGCGUCUGUAUACGUACAUGAAAGGGUUCAACCCUUCUGUGGACGAUGAAAGUGACUCCUCUACCUCACCAAUUGGAUCAAGACAUACAAUUAUGGAGUGGAUUUCAAUUGGAUUCCGUAAUUUGGUGAAGUUCCUUAUAUUCAUCUUUUUCGUUUUAUUCACUUUGAACACACUGCUAUUCACCAUUGAUAUAGGCCGCGUAACGCACGGUGUAAAAGAUGUUUCAACAGAGGCUGCAUCCUAUGAUGCCUUUCACUGGGUGGAUCCAGAGCAUACGUAUCAAAUACACAUUUCCUGCUAUGGCGACGUGUUCUCUAAGGAUAAAGAUUUACAACCUAUUGUUCUUUAUGAGCAUGGCAGUAUAGAUACGGGAUUUUUGUCUGCUACUUGGAUCCAAGAGCUAUAUCAUUUGAACAGAGUACAACGCUAUUGUACUUACGAUCGACCAGGUUAUGGAUUAUCUGAUUCUGCUCCUGCUCCAAUCUCCAUUGCAAUGGUAGCCGAUGCCGUAACUUACGCGCUCACAAAAGAUGCUAAAAUCAAGGGACCGUUCACUACUGUGGGUUACGAUUUAGGGGGGCUUUUUACUCAAGUUUUCACCGCAAAAAAUGUUGAUAAGGUCGAUUCAAUGCUAUUAGUGGAAUCUUGGCACGAAGAUAUUCUCUUGAAGAAUUAUUUACAACGGUUGCUCCCUCCUGACAGAGAUAGUAAAGACCCAGAUGACAUGAGCAAUCUACCUCCAGAAAUUCAAAGACACAAUGGGUUCAGAAUAUGGUGGGAUGGGCUAUGGUCGACAGUUGGCAUUAAGUUACAGACAUCAUGGCUGCUCGCUCAUCAUGGAUCCAAGGAGCGUUUGCUUGGCCGGGAUAUGAAAUAUCAGGGUAAAUUUUUGAGAGGAAAGUUUUUGGAGAGUGUAACAAGUUCCUUGUUAAGUUACAAGGAUGUUUUGAAUAGUAAAGAGAAACUACACGAUGUAAAGACCAGUGUUGCAAGUGCCAAUGAACUCAUAAAGAAAUCCCCGCAAUGGGGCAAUUGGCAACGGGAGCUUACAAAGGUGUCUGUUAAUACACAGGAGUGGAAAAUUUUGACAGGCGGUCAUGAAGUGUAUAAAUUCGGGACAGCAAAACAAGAGCUGCAAGAUGUCUUGCUAAGGUUAAUUGGCGAUAAGGACCGUUAUUAA
Lachancea fermentati is the source of this 1887-nucleotide messenger RNA. The record is from the annotation of a GenBank genome assembly. Lineage: Eukaryota; Fungi; Ascomycota; Saccharomycetes; Saccharomycetales; Saccharomycetaceae.